AUGUUGGCUCUCUACUCUCGCAAUGCACUAGGAAAAUUGCUAAUCGCUCGUCUUCUCCUAGUACCAUCGUCGUUCAAUAAAAAACAGCUAACAGAAUUAUUAUUAUGGGAUGAAAUUGAAGAAAAAGAUACGAGUCCGACAGCUGAAAGUUCGCCUGAAGUCAGUCACAAACAACGGUCACAAACAACGGUAGGUGCGUCAGCUUCAUUCUCUCGACAGCAGACAAAAUUAGAUGAUUACUCGUUUUGUUUACAAAGUGCACCUUAUUCACAAAAUGAUAAUGAUAAAAAUACUGAUAGAAUUUUCUUUUUCUUUUUUAAACUUUAUUUAUUUAUUGAUGAAACUGGUAGAAUUACUAACGAGAAUCAUCAUUCACUUAAUAAAUUUAGUCUAAUUAAUCGAAUUCCCACUCAAAAUGAUCAAAUUAUUGCACAAAAUGCGUCUAUUCUAUCAGUUCUUACUACUUCUACAAUAUUGUCAAUCGAAGAGAAAAAACAAACAAAAAGUCUUGAUCCAUCUGUACCUAUUUUUGAUUUUCAUGACCCAAACUCAUUUCUUUGUUGUGAUAAUCAUUCUCCUACACGUCGUUCGCCAUCUCAUUCUCAAAAUCUUUCAUGUACGCCAAACAAAACAAGUUCAUCUUCAAAUAACAAUUCUUGUCUAAUUAAACCAUCACAAAAAUUAAAUUCAAAUGUAAAAACAACUAUUAUUUUGGUAGACAGUUUGUUAAAAGAUCUAGACCCGAAAAUUUUGAGUGACAAAACUCACAAUAUUAAAAUUAGAACACACUCUGGCGAAAAUCUCAAUGAUCUAAACGAAAAACUAAAAAGUAAAUAUGAAAAUCUGCUUCAGACAUCAAAUACAGCUAUUUUCGUUUGUGGAACAAAUUCCAUCAACAAACAAAGUGUUAGUAAAUAUAUUGAAGAAGCCGAAAGUAUAAUUAAAACUACUGAAUUUUGA
Didymodactylos carnosus is the source of this 960-nucleotide messenger RNA. Lineage: Eukaryota; Metazoa; Rotifera; Eurotatoria; Philodinida; Philodinidae. The record is from the annotation of a GenBank genome assembly.